Messenger RNA from Fusarium proliferatum ET1, 3120 nucleotides. RefSeq lists its product as uncharacterized. NCBI's taxonomy places the organism in Eukaryota, Fungi, Ascomycota, Sordariomycetes, Hypocreales, Nectriaceae. Bases 1 to 3120 code for a protein of 1039 amino acids. Gene Ontology annotation, biological process: peptide catabolic process. The transcript is spliced from 3 exons. Gene Ontology annotation, molecular function: metalloendopeptidase activity; metal ion binding. The record is from RefSeq and is a predicted model, not a curated record. Gene Ontology annotation, cellular component: mitochondrion; cytosol.
AUGCCUCACUCUCAGCAUGAAGAAGAUGCAUCCGCAGCGGUGGACGGUGCUCCCAUACCGGUGACGCUUGUUACCGACUCUCUGGAGAAGCCUUCCCUCGACGAUCGCGACUAUCGAGUCAUUCGUCUUGGCAAUGAGCUCGAGGCUCUCCUGGUGCAUGACCCCGAGACCGAUAAGGCCAGCGCUGCCUUGGAUGUCAAUGUGGGAAGUUUCAGCGACGAGUCUGAUAUCCCCGGGAUGGCUCAUGCGCUUCUUUUCAUGGGCACCAAGAAAUUCCCAAUUGAGAACGAAUACGCCGAAUACCUCUCCGCCAAUUCAGGAAGCUCAAAUGCUUACACUGGGCCAACAUCGACGAACUAUUUUUUCGAGAUUUCUGCCAAGCCGGACAAUGACCAGGAUCCUUCAGAUACCAACCCUUCUCCUCUGCGCGAGGCUCUGGAUCGAUUCGCUCAGUUCUUUAUCGAACCGCUCUUUCUACCCGAGACCCUGGACCGAGAGCUGAAAGCUGUUGAUUCAGAGAAUAAAAAGAACCGUCAGAUUGACAUAUGUAGGACUAUUCAGCUAGUGAAGUCUCUUUCCAACCCCAACCACCCGUUCUCUCACUUCCCAACCGGCAAUUUUAAGGUUCUCAAGACACUUCCUGAGGCACGUGGAAUUAAUGUGAGGGACAAGUUUAUCGAGUUCCACGCCACACACUAUUCAGCAAACCGCAUGAAGCUGGUUGUUCUGGGUAGAGAACCGCUUGACGUGCUUCAGAAAUGGGUCGCCGAGUUGUUCUCUCCUAUCGUCAACAAAAAACUUCCACCAAACCGGUGGCCAGGCGAACUUCCUUUCAGGGAAACCGAUCUCGGUAUGCAGUGUUUCGCGAAGCCCGUCAUGGACUUGAGAGAGCUUAACCUGUAUUUUCCCUUCAUCGAUGAGGAGUUUAUGUUUGCUACUCAACCUAGCCGAUAUAUCAGUCAUCUCAUCGGGCAUGAAGGCCCUGGAAGUAUCAUGUCAUGUAUCAAGUCCAAGGGUUGGGUAGAUGGUCUUAUUGCCGGCGCCUAUCCUGUUUGCCCUGGCACUCCUGGUAUCUUCCGCGUACAGGUUCGCUUGACGAAAGAAGGUCUUAAGAACUACCCUGAAAUCGUCAAGAUAUUUUUCCAGUACAUCACUCUCCUGCGUGAGAGCCCACCCGAGGAGUGGAGAUUUCAAGAGCUGAAGGAAUUGAAUGAUGUCGAAUUCAAGCUCAAGCAGAAGACGCCCGCCGUGAAAUUCACCAGCCAAAUCAGCUCGGUAAUGCAAAAGCCUCUUCCUCGGGAACAGUUACUCAGUGAAAACGGCCGUCUCCGAGAAUUUGCUCUUGAUGAGAUCGAAAAAGCCCUUGCCACGAUUCGCCCGGAUAACUUCCGCAUGGUCAUUGUAUCGCGCGAGUACCCUGGCAAUUGGAACCAGAAGGAAAAGUGGUACGGAAUUGAAUAUCGACACGAAAAGAUCCCCGAAGAUCUCAUGGAGGAAUGCAAGAAAGCGUUUGCUAUCUCUCCCGAAGAUCGACUACCUGCCCUUCGCCUGCCUCACAAGAACAAGUUUAUUCCUACUAAUCUCGAGGUCGAGAGGAAGAAGGUUGGUAAGCCGGCCCCGAACCCCAGGAUUAUCCGCAAUGAUGGCAUUGCCAGGACCUGGUGGAAGAAAGACGAUACCUUUUGGGUUCCUCGCGCCAAUGUUGUUGUCAGCCUGAAGACACCACUUAUAUAUGCUUCAGCAGAAAACAACGCCAUGGCUGAACUGUUCUCGAACCUCGUCCGUGAUGCACUCGGAGAGUACUGGUACGACGCGGAGCUGGCUGGCUUGCAGUACAACGUCGAUCUCGGUUCGCGUGAUGUGUUCCUGGACGUCAGCAGCUAUAAUGAUACGCUGCUUGUGGUCUUGAAACAGGUCGUCACCACAAUGCGAGACCUGGAUAUCAAGGAAGAUCGAUUUGAGAUUGUCAGGGAGCGCUUGAUCCGAGGAUGCAGAAACUGGCAGCUGCAACCACCUUACAAGCAGAUUAGCAGAUAUACCGAUUGGCUCAAUGCCCCCGAACGGGACUUCAUGGUGGAGGAGCUCGCAGCAGAGCUUCCAAGUGUCACAUUGGAAAGUGUCAGGCUUUUCCAGAAACAGAUGCUUGGCCUGGUUUUCAUCGAAGUGUACGUACAUGGCAACAUGUACAAGGAGGAAGCUCUCAAAGCAACCGAUAUGGUCGAGUCCAUCCUGAAACCACGGGUUUUGCCAAAAACUCAGUGGCCUGUCCUGCGGUCACUCAUUCUGACAGAAGGUUCCAACUACGUUUUCAGAAAGACUCUCAAGGACCCUGCCAACGUUAACCAUUGCGUCGAGACUUGGUUUUAUGUCGGUAGCCGAGAAAAUCACGACAUCCGGGUCAAGACCCUCCUUUUGGACCAGAUACUCCAUGAGCCAGCGUUUGAUCAGCUCCGGACUAAGGAGCAACUCGGUUACGUCGUAUGGAGCGGAGCUCAAUGCUUCUCCACGACUUGUGGUUUCUCCUUCCGCAUCCAGAGUGAAAUGACACCAGAGUUUGUCGACUCGCGUAUCGAGGCCUUCCUCAUGAGAUAUGCAGACACUCUGGAGACGAUGACUCAGAAAGAAUUCGAAGGUCACAAGAAAAGUCUGGUCGCCUCGUGUCUAGAUAAGCUCAUCACACUGAAUCAGGAGUCUCAACUGCAUUGGACUGAGAUAAACAGCGAAAAAUAUGAUUUCGAGAUUCGCCAACACGAUGCCGCCCGAAUUCGACAGCUAACCAAGGCUGAAAUUGUGGAUUUCUUCAACCAGCAUCUCAACCCUUCUUCCACGCAGAGGGCUCGGUUAUCGAUUCAUCUUAAGGCUCAAGACAAGGCCGAAGGGGUCGAUAAGCGACAGGAAGAGGCUCAGAAGCAGGCCGAUAAGGAGCCCUCCUCUGGAGAUGCUGUAAAGAUGGCCGAGGAAAUCACUGAUGUCAGGCUUUACAAGGCUGGUCUUACUCCCAGUUCAGGGGUCAUACCUGUCAAAGACGUAAGCGACUUUGAGCAUUGGUAUGUGCCGCUUAGGGCUUGGAUUACGAACACAAAGUAUCGGCUCCGUGGUGCUUUUUCCCGGCUUAGGUAG